Molecule: messenger RNA, 5188 nt
Organism: Nasonia vitripennis (jewel wasp)
Lineage: Eukaryota; Metazoa; Arthropoda; Insecta; Hymenoptera; Pteromalidae
Product: E3 ubiquitin-protein ligase TRIM33
Exons: 12
Coding region: 885-4142 (1085 amino acids)
Molecular function (GO): zinc ion binding; protein binding
Source: RefSeq, a predicted model, not a curated record
AAAAAAAUAUUUGUUUUAUUUAUGUAUUUGAAAUACAUACAUUAUGUAAUUAUAAUUUCUAUAAUAAGCAAUAAUAAGAGAGUGAAAGUAUCAAUAUAUCAUUCAUUAGACUAAAAAUUGGCGGAGAAAAAUUGUUCACUUUCACGAAAAUGGAGCUCUAAAUCCGUAAAAUAAAAAAGUUUCAAAAAACACUGGGCGGGGAAAGGGUUACGGAGGGUUAAGGAAGAGAAAAUGUAACCUUAUAGAAAAAUGUCUCAAAACUUUCUUCUCGAGAGUUCGCGCAGCUGUUAUGCGCGCCGCGCGCACCAACACAUAUAUAGAUGCAGUUAUAUUUCGCGGCAAUCUGUGAAUCGCGCCCCAUCAAGCCCUUAUAACGGUGGCAAUUGGCAACCACACAACACGCAACGUCCACCAACCAGCCAAUCAUAUAUAUACAUCACGUUCAUGCGAAUAAAUAUAUAUAUACAUACAAGCGAUCGGAUCACUCACACACAUUCGAAAAGUGCUACCGCCGCCGCGAAAAUACAUCAUAUUCUUGGUCGAGACAUGCCGCUGGCCCUCUGAUGGUGGCCUUCUCCCGUCUCUUUUUCGUGCACUCUCCGUCCCUUUUUUCGCUCUCGCGCUGAUACCGCGAUUAUUUCCUCUGGCACAUAAGUACUCGCAAAAUCGUUUACACCCUAACAAGUAGUGCAUUCACGGCCCACAGUGUUAUCCGAUCGAUCGCGGAUCGCCAACAUCGGCAGUAAGUAUAAGUAAGUACUCGACGCGGGAACAGACGGAGCCAUGAGUCCUAAGUCCUCGGAGCGCCGAUGACGGUCUCCAGAAUCAAGAUAGCCACAGGAAAGAGAAGCGAGCGAAAGCCAACCCAGCUAUAAGCAGGAAGUAUGGAUCCGUGCACGGGCAACGAGGCCGUGGCAGAGCUUAACAGCAUCGUGAAAGAGGAGCCGAUGGAGCAACCACCGCCGUCGAAGCAACAGGCGCAGGGGCCCGCAGCCUACGCCAUGAGCACCGACAGCAACAAUACCGAGGAAUACGAUGAGGCCGAAUGCACGACCGAGCAUGGCCAGGACUUCGAAAUCAAAAACAACAUGUCCAAGUGCGCGCUCUGUGGCAAAAGCCUUGUGCCCGACGACAAUGCAAAGCUUCUCGAGUGCCUUCACGCCGCCUGCACCAGUUGCAUCAACGCCAAGCUCAGCGAUCAACACGGCACCUCUGUCGACGCCGAGGUCCUGCCCGAUGAGAGAAUCAUCAUGUGCGAAUCUUGCAACGUGGUCAGCCAGCCAGAGAAUUUGAUUGAGAAUCGGUUCUUCUCAAAGUUCCUGGAGGAUGAUGCAAGCAACACUGGCGAGGAUGAUCCCAAGGAUGCUGAGGAGGAAAAGAAGUGUACUAAUUGCAGUGAGAAUGCUAUAGCAACAAGCUGGUGUGUUGAGUGCGAAGAGCUGAUCUGCCAAAAUUGCGUGAUGGCACAUCAAAGGUUAAAAAUAACCAAGGACCAUACCAUAAAGCCCAAGGAGGAGAUUGCUAAUGAUGGAGAAAGUGGUAAGAAGGGGGAAAAAAAACUGCCUGUCUACUUGUUUUGUACACUGCAUCCGCACGAGCAACUAUCUCUAUUUUGUCAAACUUGUGAUCGACUAACCUGCAGAGACUGCCAACUCACUGAGCACAGAGACCAUAAAUAUAAGUUUAUAGUUGAGAUUGCUUCGGAGACUCGACAAUCCGUGAAGAAUUUACUAAAUGAAGUUAGUUAUAAGCGAGAAUUACUGAAAAGUGCUAUGAAGGUGAUCGAAGACCGUCAAAUACUUAUAUCUGAUAAGAAAACAAGCCUUGUACAAGACAUAACACAAAUGGUUAUGCAAUUGACUAAUGCUGUUAGCUCCAGAGGCAAACAGUUAAUAUUGCGCCUAAACGAAGUGUGUGAGCAAAAGCAGAGCACAUUGAAUGAGAAAAAAGUAGCCUUAGAUCAAUUAUCUAAACUGACUGAUCAUUGUAUAGACUUUGUUAAUUAUGCUUUAGAUAAGGGUACUGAUAUGGAGCUGCUUUACAGUAAAAAAUCGGUAACUAAUCACCUGCAAAGAAUAAAAAGUAAAAGAGCAGAUAUUCCUAAUCCCGAGAUUCCUGUCAGAAUACAUUUAUCUAUGGACAAAUUGACAGAUUUAGUUAAAGUGAUAUCGUCUAUUGGGGCAAUUGUCGUUGACGGGCGAGUCUACCCUUCAAAUACACCUCCGUCAACUGAACCGAGUGCACCUACAACACCAAUAAGCGAGCCAGUAGAACAAAAACAGACAAACUCUUGUUCAGUUAGCAUAGUCAUGGAAGGAGCGCCAGCAUCCCAGGCUAUUUCUCUUCUGACUAAUCAACCUGCUGCUAAUAUUCUUCCCAAUGCUUACAUGCAACCCAUGAACAUUCCUAAUACGUCACAUCAACAAAUUGCAAUGCAAUCUCAACAGCACAUGGCCAACCAGCAACAAAUGCAAGCUCAAACGCAAAAUUUUAUACACUACAAUGCUCAUAACAUGCAACAGCGUGCAUCACCUCAGGGUCAGCAGAGGAUGCAAACAUUCAACUUCAAUGGACGCAUGCAGCCACAGCAACAGCCAAUGAUGAUGGCUCAACGUCCAGGACUUGGCCAUCAACAGGUAACUUCGUCGACUCACCCUCAUCAGCAACAAAUGCACGUGGCAGUUCCACCAGAUCCGCACCUGAAUCAAAAUGCGAGUCUUCGUGGACUACUUGCUCACAAUCCACCCGCGUACAGGCCGGCAACUAAUACGGUUCCAUACAGAUUCCCACCGAGGUAUCGAUAUCCCAAUCCAGGUCAGAGGCCCAUAGCACCACAGCAAACCUAUCAGGCCAGUACAUCCCUGCUCACGGGGAUACAAAUGCGGCAGCCGAAUCAGCAGUCAAUGAUCAAUAUGUAUCAGCAUCCACAAAUUCAGCCUCAGCAUCAAUUGCAGCAGCAGCAAUCUCUACAACCUCAGGGACAAGCAGCUAUGCAGCAAUCAGCUCGGCCCUGGCAUAUACCUCAGAACAUGAGCGCGCAAAUACCUGCCAGCUAUCCUGCAAAGAAUCCCGUGCAACAGGAUAUGCCAGCUGCAGCUUCUGGUAAUGCUACUUACAAGAUCACGUUGAAAAAUCAACCAGCUGUUAGCAUUGCUGCCCAAACGAAAAGUAACAGUAAUACUGCAAGUCCACCAGUGAGUAACGAUACAGCUGCGGUGGUCACGCAGACUUCGCAGACGCCAACAACUCAAGCGGUGAGCUCCUCUAUGUCGAAAACACCUAGUCCAGCACCACAUCCUACAGAUGAGAGUCAAAAGAGUCUUGAGAAAUUUUGCCAGAAAUCGCUAAACGAUCUCAUGCUUACCAUUGCCAAACUUGAUAGCAAUGGUAUCAUGGUAAUUCCCGAAACGCAGAAAAACCAACUGGACUCUGCGCAAGUUGAUAGCUCUACCGACGAAGGAGCCAAUGCUAUGACAGAUAACUCUUCUGCGACAUCCAUGACAAAUAAUGAUCCAAACGAGGACUGGUGCGCCGUGUGCAUGGACGGUGGCGAUGCUGUUCUUUGUUGCGACAAGUGUCCUAAAGUCUUCCAUCUUUACUGUCAUAUACCAAAUUUAAAAUCAUUCCCCGAGGAAAGCGAAACGUGGCAAUGCAUGCUUUGCACUAAUGUACUUGACUGCUCUGAAGAUCCAGUGGGAGAAAAGCGACCAAAUCGAAUGAGUACUCGAGAUUUGAGAAUAGCUCAACGAAUAGUUUUAGAGUUGUACUGCCAAUACGAACAAAGUUUACCUUUCAGAGAAGUCGUUCCACCUGAGAUCGUCGAAUAUCAUCGAGUGAUAAAAAAACCGAUUGCCUUGGAUGUUAUCAAAGAAAAGCUUAAGCCUGAAAGUGAAAAUCAUUACACAGAUUUAAAGCAAGUGAUAGCUGAUAUUAGAUUAAUGUUUAAGAAUGCUUAUACCUUUAAUCCUCCCGAAUCUCAAGUUUUUCAUGAAGCAAAGAGUUUAGAUUAUUUUUUCGAAAAGUUGCUAACAAAAUGGGCAGAGAACUACGCUUCCAAUGAUGCGCAUCUCUCUGCAGAAGGCGAAGAGGAUGAAGAAGUUUUUCCACCGAAUAGGAAAUAUCGACGUAUUAUUAACGAUUAGAGCGCGAACAAUGGGGUUUAAGUAAUUGUAAAAUAGAAUUGUUAAAAUAAUUUUUCUAAUUGACAUUGGAUAAACGCAAUUGUUAUCGUUUACGUAUACAAUGUAUACGUAAUAUACAAGUCGAAGGAUGCUUUAUUUUUAAUGGAAAUAUUCAUUUUCUGCGAUUAUUAAUUUGAAUAUAUCAUUCGCACCCCGACAAUACACCGCUUUAAUAUUCGCAUGCGUAUCGUGUAUUAUAUUUUGGUUUAACUCGUUGCAGAAUAAUAAAUAAUUUUUCAUACCUACACUGGAAUGCCGAAUUUUUGCACGCUAUCAAAAGACAUAAAAAAUAAAAUUUUACGUAUUAAGUUUAAAAAACAAUAUAUUUACACAAAAUGCAUAAUGCGGACAUUAAUAUUAAUAACUCUUAUUCAACUUGAAAAAUUUAUAAAAAUUGUUGCAGAAUUAUACUUGAAAAAUCAUGGUUUUAAAAGUGACAAAUCCUUAAACAUAGAAAUUUUUUAUAUUAUAAUGUUAUUUCAUAUUGCGCAGACCUUGAGUGUUUUUGAAUUAAUGUGACUAGAAUAUUUAUAUUUUUUACUAUCACAGUUUUAUUGACAACAUUUUUUGGCGUCAAGGUCAUGGUGUGCUGUAGUUUACAUUAUACUCAACCGCCAUCAUUUUAUAACAAUCAUUGUAUAUUAAAUUGAUCAGCUACACAUUAAUUUUUGCCCACUUAAAUAUCAUUUUAAAAAAUUAAUCAAAACUUGUAAAUUAUAUAUACAGGAUUCUGCAAGUUUCAGAAGAAGUAUACUUUGAUAUAAAUAAAUACUUGCAAGUUGAUGAUUAAACUUUUUAACCAUAUAUAUCCAAUUAUUAUUAUUAACAAAUGUAAAAUAUUAAACUUGAGUGGAUCAAGUUAGAGAAAAGAAACAUUGUUAUCCAGGCAAUUGAUAAAUAUUUUUGAUGAACAAACUAUUUUAGGUGUACAUGUUAAAUAUAUUUGUGUAAUUUAUGUACCAACAUUGUAGGUUUUGCAAAAAUAAAUUUAUUAAUUCAAAUCAAAA